ACCCCUUGUACUGUACGUGCUGCUGCUAGUCUUGAGUCCACUCCCACGAGUCGAGUGCCACUCCUACUGCUCCUGCUGCUCGCUCGGCCCGGGAGGCCGGGAGCGAAUUCAUUAGACACAGAGCAGGCGAGCAGCGCGCGUACCAGUGUAUGUGUGCGUGUGGCGUCGUUUGAGGAGAAGGCGCCCGGCCGGGGGGAUUGUCGAUGUUGGUGGGAAUGGCGGAGGACGCGGUCAUGGCGGCGGCGAGUUCCGGGUGCAGCAGCGGCUGCCAGUCCGGCUGGACCACCUACCUGGACGACGACCGCUCCUCCUACUCUACAAGCGCCACCACCACGCGGUUCCAUGGAAAGCCGCAGGGACAGUUCUACGGCUACGGCUGCGAGUGCGAGUACUCUGAGGAGGACGACCUGUCCAUGGUCUCCGACGCCUCCUCCGGGCCACCCCAACAGUGCUCGCCCGGCUCCGGCGCCACGCACACUAAUGCGCGGGCCGAGAGGAGAGGCAUAGCGACAGAGACAGCGGCAGCGGCGAGGCGGCAGAGCAAGGUGGCCGGCGCCGUCGCGUCUCUGCUCGAGGACACCGCCAGCUCGCCGGCCUUCUUCAAGCACUCCAAGCAGGUGAGGAGCUCAGCGGAGGCCAACGGCUACGCCGGCGCGGCCGAUUCGAUCACCAAUGCUGCCGAUUUCUCGUGCGCCUUCUUCUCUGCGACGGGCUUCGAGUCUCCCUCGAAUGGCUCUGCUCUGAGCGGUUGCCUGCAAGCGCAGUACUCCCCUGCUCCUGCCAAACGGAUGAUGCCCACAAGACAUAUGUGCAGAGAUGGCAGUGAUAAGAUCAAAAGGUGGUGAGAAAGAAGAGGCUGCGAGGAGCUAGCUCUUGCCUGCUCGGCUCCGUUAUGUUCUUGGAAGCGAAGAAUGCCUUUGCGAACCUUGCAAAUCUCCAGAGAGACAUGUUCUUCACAUCAAGUUUUCUUUCCCCUAGCUUCCUCUCUCACUCUCUCUCUGUAGCUAGCAUGUGUCCUGUGUUUACUAUAACUGCACCUGUUGCCCCCCCAGCUGCAGUUAGUAUCCCACUUUUGAGCUGUCAUUGCUGCGGGAAACAACAACCUGAGGAAAAAACAAGCGAAUGUGAGAUCCUUUUUGCACCA
Molecule: messenger RNA, 1144 nt
Organism: Brachypodium distachyon (stiff brome)
Lineage: Eukaryota; Viridiplantae; Streptophyta; Magnoliopsida; Poales; Poaceae
Exons: 4
Coding region: 204-845 (213 amino acids)
Biological process (GO): cytokinin biosynthetic process
Source: RefSeq, a predicted model, not a curated record